Molecule: messenger RNA, 1374 nt
Organism: Trichoderma harzianum CBS 226.95
Lineage: Eukaryota; Fungi; Ascomycota; Sordariomycetes; Hypocreales; Hypocreaceae
Exons: 2
Coding region: 1-1374 (457 amino acids)
Source: RefSeq, a predicted model, not a curated record
AUGGCUCGCCUCAAUCCUGCCGCCAUAACAACUGCUCCCAGCCAGGAGCCAUUCACGCUUCAGCCACUGAUUAGGCAGAUGCUCAGCACUCGCCGCUGCAUAUCAGGCUCCAUCUUCAUUGUCGAGGGCAUCGAUGUGAUUCCAGUGCCGGCUGCGACGCCCGAAGACGAUGACUCUCACGCUGUCAGAUUGGUGCUGGGGGACGGCGAGCUGUGCAUCCAGGCCCUGCUGCACCCCGACAUGUUUGACCUAGUGGAAAAGAAAGAUGUAUUUGUCGGAUGCUGCGUGAGAGUGGGGGACUUUGUUAUGCGGUUCGAGGAGCCUGAGGCCGAUGGGCAGAAUCUCUUUGACCAAGGGGAGGAGGAAGACGAGGAGGAAGACGAGAGGGAAAAGAGAGAGAAGGAUGACGAAAAGGGCAUGGUGUAUCUGAUUGUCAACGAGCUGGAGACGGCUGGAUGGAACGAGUCAUAUAUGGCAAUGUGGCGUCGGCAUGAAAAGGGCAAAGGCGCCGCAGAUGCUGAGGAUGCUGGGGAUGCUCAACAGCCAGCCGUGGUCACAGGCAAGGUGAGCACAGACGAGCAACUCGCACGAGAGAGCCAGGGGACGGCAUCGGAAGAGGCACAGACGACGACGCCAAAGGCAUCCAGGCCAAGACGAGGCGUUGUCCGAUUCGCAGACCCGCAAGCCUCGCCCUCAGUCCAGACUCCCACCAAGGCCAGAUUCCAAGACAAAGGCAAGGCCCAGACCCCGAGACCCCUGGACGACGACGACGAGGACGACGACGAGGACGACCUGGAGAACGCGUUCGAGGCCUUUGAAGCCCGCACAUUUCCAGCGCGGAAAACGACGCCCAAGAAGCCGGCUGCAUCCAGCAACGCAAGGGAGACGACGACGGCAGCGGCAGCGGCCAGCGAAAAGUCGCAACAGCAACAGCAGCAGCAGCAGCAGCCAAUUGCCUUGGCCAAGGACUGGCACGACCGCCAGGCGCCCCUCAAGCUCACGACGCUGCGGCUGAUCCCGCAUCUCCCCUACGCGCAGAACUGGUCGGUCAACGUGCUGGCGAUUGUCGCCUCGCUGUCGCCCGUGGAGCCGUCGCACCUGGCGCCGGGCAGGCAGCGCACGGCACGCAUCGCCGACCCGUCGACGGCCAAGCAGGUGCACCUGACGGUGUUUCUGGACCCGGACGGGUUCACGCCGCGGGUGGGCAGCGCCGUGCUGCUGGUGGGCGUCAAGAACCACCGGUUCGACGGGGGCAGCCUCAAGAAGGACAGGCGGUGGUGGUUUGAGGACCCGUGGGACAUGUCGUGGCUGGACGUGGCAGGGAUCAAGAGCUGGUGGCAGGGCGUGGAGGAGUAUUACCGGACGGGUGGUUGA